This is a messenger RNA of Pseudonaja textilis, 8845 nucleotides long. RefSeq names its product inositol-tetrakisphosphate 1-kinase (gene ITPK1). The record is from RefSeq and is a predicted model, not a curated record. Gene Ontology annotation, cellular component: cytoplasm. NCBI's taxonomy places the organism in Eukaryota, Metazoa, Chordata, Lepidosauria, Squamata, Elapidae. Gene Ontology annotation, molecular function: ATP binding; inositol-3,4,5,6-tetrakisphosphate 1-kinase activity; inositol-1,3,4-trisphosphate 5-kinase activity. Gene Ontology annotation, biological process: inositol trisphosphate metabolic process.
CAGAAGUACAUGGCGGCAGAGAAUAGCGGGCAAAUGGAGCUCUGAAAGGCUGCGAGAGCUCCAGAGGAAGGAGCUGCUUCGAUUCGCCCCUUUCGUCGCCCAACCCAGCCCGGCCCAACCCAGCCGGGGCUCUGGCUUAUAAACUCUGAAGUGCCGCCGCCUCCGCCUCAGACGGCGGUUUCCCCCACCACCCAAAAAGCCCAGCCGCGCCGUCGCUACCCUCCUAUCUAUUCCCUCACCCGGGCGGGAGGAAAGAGAAAGCUCUCCCUCCGCCGGAGGCACCUUCCCGCCGGCUCGGAACCUUUCCGGAUUCGCCGAGCCUCUCGGAGGGCCUGCAGAAAAGGGUUGCACCGAACUUGCUGCUGCUGCUGCUGCUGCUGCUCGCUCGACCGCCCUCGGCUCGCUCCUUUUUGCCUGCCCGCCUCGGCCAUGCCCGUCGGUGGCGUUGAGGAAGUUUCCUGAUGGCUGCUGAGAGGUUCCUCUUCUCUUCCAUCCCUACCUCGCCGCUCCGGCCGAGCCUUGCGGUGCUUUCCCCUCAAAGCCGCCUCUGGGUGAAAUGCUGAAGAGCUGGGCCCCCUCGUCGCCUUUUCCCUAGUUCCAAGCUUUUUUGUUUUGGUGGGGUUUUUUUUGGAAACCGAAAACGGGCGUCCUCUUAACGGCCGCAAUUACUUCGGAGUAAGGUGUCGGCAUCCUUGGCGAGAGGGAGGGGGAGAAUCCUUCCCAGUUCUUCUCUUUUCAGAAGAAGGGCAUGCUCUGCUGAAGGGGGGGGCAACAAGAUGCAGACCUUCUUGAAAGGGAAAAGGGUCGGUUAUUGGCUGAGCGAGAAGAAAAUCAAGAAACUCAAUUUUCAAGCCUUUGCAGAUCUUUGCAGGAAAAGAGGCAUAGAGGUUAUACCGCUCGACCUUACCAAACGAAUAGAAGAUCAGGGCCCAUUAGAUGUGAUCAUACAUAAACUGACAGAUGUCCUAAUUGAAGCUGACCAAAAUGACAGCCAGUCUUUGGAGUUGGUUCACAGGUUCCAGGAAUAUAUUGAUGCUCAUCCUGAAACUAUAAUUCUGGAUCCUCUUCCUGCUAUCAGGACAUUACUGGACCGAUCAAAGUCUUACGAACUUAUUAGACAGAUAGAACUGUAUAUGAAAGAUGACAGAAUCUGUUCUCCGCCAUUUAUGGAAUUAACAAAUGCAUGUGGAGAAGACACCUUGAAGCAAAUAGAAAAAAGUGGAAUUGCAUUCCCAUUCAUUUGUAAGACAAGAGUCGCCCAUGGAACCAACUCUCAUGAGAUGGCUAUCAUAUUCAACCGUGAAGGCCUGAAAGCCAUCCAACCUCCAUGUGUGAUUCAAAGUUUCAUCAACCACAAUGCUGUCCUGUACAAAGUCUUUGUGGUUGGAGAGUCAUAUACUGUGGUGAAGAGGCCCUCUGUGAAGAACUUCUCAGCAGGCAUUUCUGACCCUGACAGCCUCCAGACACCGUGUCAUGUCUUCCACAGCAUCUCCCACUGGGCUUGGAGUGGAGAUAUAUACCAGGAGAAUAGGACAAAUUAUAGAGAGUCAAUAUUUUUCAACAGCCACAAUGUAUCAAAACCAGAAUCCUCUUCCAUCUUAACAGCACUUGAUAAAAUAGAAGGGGUGUUUGAGAGACCAAAUGACGACGUUAUCCGAGCAAUCUCAAAGACACUAAGGCAGACUUUGGGGAUUUCUCUCUUUGGCAUCGACAUUAUCAUUAAUAAUCAGACUGGUCAGCAUGCAGUCAUUGAUAUCAAUGCAUUUCCAGGAUAUGAAGGUGUCUCAGAGUUUUUCACUGACCUCCUGAACCACAUAGCUACCACCCUGCAGGAGCAAACUCCAGAGUUGUCCCAGCUGAACCAUAACAAAUUCCUGGCAGAGCAGAGCAGCAACCUCGUGGGGGAGCGGACGUGCUGUGCUAACACUGGCUGCCGGAGCAUGGCAAGCCAAGACCCUUGGAUUGUGGAGAACGAGACCAACAACUCAGUCAAGCUGCAGCACCAGAGGCUGGGCUGUAACUCAUCCAUGUCACCGAGCUUUCAGCAGCAUUGUGUGGCCACGUUGGCCACAAAAGCUUCCUCUCAAUGAUCCGUAUGUGUGCCACAGACUGAGAAAGAAAGCAGUCAGUCCCUGGGCUGUAAAUUCAAUGUAAUUUUUUCAAAGAAAAUGAAUUUAGUGAUAUGGGUCCACUUUAACAGAUUCCUCUUAUAGUUCUAUAGUGAGUUUUAUCCAUCCAUGUAUGGGUGCCCGUUGUGUGCAUGUAUCUUAAACACUAUAUCUUAAUGUGGGAGAAUGGAUUUGUGUUUUUUCCCCCAUGCCUUUUCCUUUUCUUUGUAAUCAUCAACCAGAGUUGGGUGAUGAAUCAUGCUGGAUUGAUACGAAUUUGUGUUGAAAAUUUGCACACUUGGAUUCGACCCCUUUCCAUCUUUUUUCCAGCCCAUUCCAAAGAGUAAAACAUGCAUUGAUUGUACACCUAAAUCCAGAGGAAACCUACAUACCCCAGGAUCAGCAUUUUACUUCUUUGUGGAACACUUUGAAGCGAGAAACUGCUUCAGAUAGUUUCCCAUUUUCCUAAAGAAGAAUAAUGCCUGGGUAUUUGUUUGCUAUUCUGAAAAAUUAUAGGUUGAUGUAAUACUGCCCUUAAUCUCAUUUGGGGGCAGAGGACUUCCUAAUAGUUGGAGGAUUACCACAUCUAACAUCAGAACAAGCUAGGGAGUUUGGCUUUUUUCUGCUGCUUUACUGAUCCUGAGAUAAAAGAACACCUCUUUCAUGUAUUUAUUAACUGAUAAGGUGGCUUAUUUUUAGCUUGGUAUGAUGCACAGAUCCAUUCACUGUGAUUUAUAAAUCAUAGUUUCUUUGUUAGGGUGGGCUUGUGCAUCAUAUUAAACAAGAAACUCAAAUUGUGGAUUAGCAUUACAUGAGAUAUAGGGGACCUGUUUGUAAGCACCAUUCUGCACAAGUAUUUUUCCUUAGUGGUGGGUAGAAGUAAAAGUAACUUUUUAAAGUAAAUCAGUAGCAAUUUGUCUCCAUUUCUGGUCUAUCAUUUGUGGGGUUGAACAUUUGAGAUACAGUAUAAGGGUAAUAUUUAUCUAACCUGUAAUUCAGUCUGGUUAUAUUUUAAGAACAAGUAACAAAACAACAGUGCAUCUUUAACUCUGUUUCUUUUAACACAACAUCAUCUUUGUGCAGCUUUGAACUGUCAUGAAUUUAAAAAGGUACUGUGAAUGAGUUUUGGGACUUAAUCUGAGACAAUCUUUAAAUUGUCUCAGGAAACGUUAAAAUAUUUUACAUAUUUAGAUACAUUUGGAAAGAUUGAUCAUCAUGAAAGGGAUCUAUGGACUAAUUCACACUCAGGUAAUAGUGUGAAUGUAUACGACAUACAUGCUACAAAUUGUACACAUGAAUCCCAAUUUUUAAAAGGAUAAUAUAUUGGUAAUAUUUGCAUACAGGCAACAUUAUAUGUUUUUUGUUGGAUUAAAGAAAGUUUGAAUUCUAAGAUUCUCUCAGUUCCUGUAAGGAUGACCCAUUUUUUUAAUAUGUAUGAACUGAUAUUAAUAUAUUUUCCUCCGCUGAUGGCAGCUGUUUAUUUGUUUCUUGUUUUUAGAGUAAGAGAAAAAAUGAAAAUAUCUGAUGAAAUAUGAAAGGGGGGUUAAAAAGGGAGGACCAGAAAUGAUUCCAAACUACAGUGUAAGUGCAGGAAAUUGUUCAAGAAUUAACAGGAAGGAGACUUUGUGGUUUUGUUUCUAAAAUUCUCAUAAUUCUUCAGUAGAUAUUGACUAUAGAUAGCUGAAGAGAAGACAAUAUUAUAUGAGACUAUACGGUCAUUUUGUUUAUUUCUAAUUCAAAUUAGAGUCAUACUAUGAUCCUGAAUUAUUGUCUUUCUCAAUAAUAACAGUUGCUGCAGUUUCCCAAUAAAUUAUUGAAAUUUGUUCAUGCAUAUUUUACAUACCUUUGGUGGGAGUGAAAAAUAGGCCAUACAUAUUUUCAUAAAACAUUUUUUUUCCAGUAUAGCAACACUAUUAAAAGUUACUGAUACUUUUAAAAUGAUUGGAUUUUAACAUCACACACACACACACCAAGCCAAAAUUGUCCUGAUGAAAGACACCUUUGAACAUAGCUAAGUCUCUCCCUUCUCUGUAACUUUAAUUAAGACAAGAGUAUUUCAUUGCUAUACUGAGCAUUGCCAUCCUCCCCCUCCCAAAAAAUACUACCUCCUUGAUUGCUGCUUGUAUGGAUCAAGAAACUAGUAAUUUGCAACAGGAUUCAAACCAUCUUGUUUUAUUAUACAGCUGUGGGAGAGCCAAGGAAAGAGGCAUAAUAGGUUAGUUCUUCUGGCAUGUCCUUCAGAGAACAAGCAGUACCAUUAUCUGAUUCAGAGGGGUAAUUUGACAAUAUUUUUAAUUUUAAGAAAAAACUCCCCCACAUCACUAUCAUUGUGUAAAUAAUGGUGAUGUAGGGUUUUAUUUUUUUCUUAAAAUUUCUUAACUUCUUAAAAUAAAUUUCAGUUCUGAGGUGAGCAACCUAGGAAAACAUGUUUCAUCUGGUUUAGUUAGAAGACAUUUCAAAAUUGUUGAUCAGCUUGGACUACGGUAUUUGAUCCAGUUUAAAUAUAUUUCUGCUAUUUCCUAUCUUUAAUGAAGAGUAAGAAUUUCUUUUAAUGGCUGCCUUCUAAAUUUGGGUUAGCCUAUUUUGCACUGUUUUAUUUCUCCAAAAUAAACUACUGAUACAUAAUUGUACAUUUUAUAUUUAUUUACAAAUGAUAUAUUUCGUAAAUUCUCCAAAGUCUUAAUACAGAGUAUAUCUGAUAAAAGUGCAGUUCAUAUCUUGACUUUAACUAGAAUCUAAUUUAAUUAUGUAGCCAAAUAGGUUGUCAGCUUCGUUGAUCCCUUGAUGUAACUGCUGCUUAUUUAAACAAAGACAAAGUUGUUCAUAUCUUAAGAUGGCAUUGCAAGUGUGCUGGCCAGCAGACAGUUUGUAAUCCUUUCUGUGAUUUUUUUUCUAUCAGACUUUUUUGUGUGGAAUAAAAUAUGAAUAAUAUUGUCAGGUUGCAGAGAGAGCACAGUAUGCUGUUACAUUACAGAGCAAUGAGCAUAUGGUACUAAAAAAUGAGUGCAAAAUCAAUUAUUUCAUCUCUGUUUUGUUGCAGCAAGUUUGUUGAACUCUUUUUCAGUCUAGAUACGCUGCCAUGUGUUCGUCCCUAAGGUUGGUUUUAUGUGAGAACUGAAAUGUGCCGAACAGCCUCACAUUUGUCAUGGAGAUUGAAGAGAAAUGUGUCUUUCUUUUUUCUUCUGGAAAGCUCUGGGAGAGGAGGGUUGUAGUUUUGUUAUAUGAUGCCAAUUUUUGUUUCAACCUGAAAGGCCAAGCUCUACUUUUGAGGGUUUGUUGAGUAAUAGCAAAAAUGUUGCCAAUGCAUGUAGGUCGCAAAAGAAGCAUUACUGAUGUUGUUAAAUAUUGAAGGACAAUUAAAGUAGACGGGCUUAAAUGCGCCCACACGGCAUUCAUGUUUAAUUUGUUUAAGAAAGUGUAACUAUCCAAACUGCAUCUCUACUUGUGGCAGGAAAAUAAGAAGCAACUUUUUAAACAUUUCCCCCUGCUUUCCAGUAUAUACAUUACAAAUAAUCUUUUGUGCCUCUCAUUAGAAUGUUUCUUUGUAUAAAGCAUAUUUUCAGUAAUAUACUUUAAAUCUCUGCCAGAAACCAGUCCGUCUUCCUUAUUAUAGAAAUAAGUGUUUGGAUGUAAAAUUCCAUAAAAAAUCUUAAUGUGAUUAAAAAGAACUAAAAAUGUAAAACCUUAGUAGACCUGAGUUAUCACAUUCUAUUCAAAAUCCGAGGAAGAUUACAAUCUAGAUUUAUGUGAGUGAAUAAUAUCUGCUCCAUUGCUAGAUUACCCAAACUAUAAAAUAGGAAAUAGUUGGUACUGAAAAUGGUUACAUUUAAAAAUUUUACUCUCCAACAAAUAUACUUUUUAUAUCAUAAAUAAUCUAAAGGUCAUAUUAAAAAAGAGUUUAUACCUCUUUUCAAGUUAAUUUCAAAAUAUGGUAAUUGAUUACAUUUUAUAUAUGCUGUUGUUCUUUUGCUUUAUGUAAUCAGUUAUAAAUGGUAAUUAAUUUAAUAAAUACUGGAAAUCUGGUUUUUUUUAAACUUAAACUAAGAAAUUAACUAGAAUUAUUACAUAAUUCAUAAUUCUGAUGUUACAUAAUGUCAGAAAAAAACGUGCUUUGCUUGAGUAACAAUUAUUUUUUAGACAUGUAGUAUACAAUUCUCUGCUCUUAGAUAAGUAUAUCUCAGGCUUUUUUUUUAUUGCAUCUGGAGAAGCAGAUCGAGAUUUUUCUGAAUCAGCAAGCCUCUUAUCAUCAGCAAGGGUUGAUUGGCAGCUUCCCUUCCAUGCCUGAUAACUCAGAAGUGCAGAUUACUAUAGGUUGUUCUGAACACCUUAUAGGUCUUUUCACAGAGUGCUUAUAUCAUGCUCAGUUCUCCUGCUAGCCUGUUCUCAUUUGAUACCAGUGUGUGAGCUGGCAAGAGCUAACAGGUACAACAUGACGUGGCAGACGCCUAUGGAUUGAGUUUGGUCUCCCAAGAAUAAAGUCAUGCUGUUUUCAGAAGCACUAGGUUUGUGUUUUGACAUCAGUUUUUAAAUCCCCUUUUUUUCUAGAAAAGGGUUUUGAGCCACUUUCACGGGGAAUGUAAUGCAGUAACAAUUGAUGUCCCAGUGGUAUGCAAAGGGAAUAGACAUUCCUUGCUUUUUGUCCUCAAAAUAUGCUAUGGUAGCCUGUCUUAAGAAAAUUAUUCAUGGCACUGAGCUAUACCUAUGAAGAAAGAAUGUUGGACCUACAAUACCAGGAUACUAUUUUUUGUUGUUUUUGGUGACUUCAUAUAACUGUUUACUCCCUUCUAUUCUUAGUUUCUCCCUCCUGUUUCCAUCCAUAUAAAUAUGAAUGAGUUACUUGAUUUGCUGCCUACAGAAUGUUUUCUUUUUGAACCCAUUAUAUGUAAAGUUGGUGUUCAAGAAGAAACACAUUUUCUUUAUAAAAGGACUUCCUCUUUUGAGACAUUGUAAUCUCCCAUUUUUAUAAGUACUGGGUUUUUUUAAGUGUAUCAAAAUUAAAAUUUUCCUAAUAUAAUUCAGUCUGUCAGAAUAUGUAAUUGACCAUUGAUUCAGUUCAAUCUUACUGCUGUAAUAUUAAAAAAUCACUUUUCCUGAUAAAUAUGGUCCUUGUAAGGGCAAGAAUUACCUAUGAUUGUGUCGAAGAAAUUGAGUGCUAAUUUUUUCAGAGGCUCUUUAUAUUUCUUUACUAAAUAUUUUCUUCUUGAAUUUUUGGAAUUGUGUUUCAAAAUAGCAAAUCAGUAUAAACCAAUAACAAAGAAGCAUUCAUUCCUCAGUAUCUCAAUACAGUUAGCUAACACAUCUUAUUUAAGAAUGUCUUUAUAAAAAUAUUACUCUGUAUGCAGUUGGGACUAAGAAUAUACAAGAAGAGGAGAAAGUUGUUCCUGGACUUAUGGAAUACUAAAUUCAAUUCAAGUUUUCAGAAUUAAAACUGCAGUGUGAUUAUAGUGAAGAAUUCAAUUAGUACAAACUCACCUGCAGUCUGAAGUAGUAUGGUCAAGGAACAUAUUUAUUUGCUAGGUUCAAAGGGCCAAUUGGUAUUUUGUAAUACAAGUUUCCUUUAGUCAAAUCCACUUUUGUAAAUUGCAUCUAUUUUCCUUGUGAUCUAUUUUGUUUAAUCUUAUUUUAACAGGUCAUAAUCAAACAAUUUACUUUUAAUGAAAAAUUGAGACAUAAAUGCGCUGUUAGAUUUUACUUUAAAAGACACUACCAAAAUAUAUGUUGUAAUGAAUAACGAUAUUGGGUGCAGAAGGAGACUUGUUUGCAAGUAGUUAAUGGCCCAUUGGCACUUGUAUCUUUCAACAUUUGCCCUGCAACACCCUAGUGUAUUGUUUAGUAAGUGAAAGGACUCAUAUUUAAAAACUGCAAAUAUGUAAGUAUAAAAAUAGUCACAUCUAUAUUUAAGAUUGUAUGCACUCUUAAAUAAUAGGGAUUCUUUAUCACCCUUAUGAAAAAAGAGUGCAGUAAAAUAUGGGAUGUAUUUUUCCCCAGUUCUUUAGAUUUCUUCCUUGGUGUUUUCAUAUAACUCAUAUGUCUCCUUCUGUGUUCAAUUCCAGUCAAUGUCCCAGUGAAUUGGACUCAUCUCUAUGCUAAUAUGGAUUGUACAUCUUUUCCUUCUUUUUUUACCUCUUUACCUCUUCCCUUUCCCUUUUUAUUUUUUUGGAUGGGACAGAUUUUGUGGAAAGUUUACAAAAAUUUAAGGCAUGCUUAAGCAUUUUAUCAGUGCAAAGUUGAAGUUAUCUUGGACCAUUUCUUUAUUAUGUCACGUUUGAAUUAAGGAUAUUAAUGCUGUCUUCUGCUAUUUUAGAUAGUGUUAUAGCAAGUGUGAGUGUUGUGAUUUGCUUUGGCCCUGUUCACAAAAUUAUUUUCAUAAAAUUAAAUUCUUUCAUAUUUAGAGUGUGUGUAUACACCAAUACACACAUGUAUAUUUAUACAUAUAAAUAUAUAUAAUUUCAUUUUUUAAAUAGCUCUAUAUAAAACCAAAAAUAUUAGUACCUUGGCUGUUUACUUCUAGUGCAUGACUGACGUCCUGAAUAAUCACAUGGUGCUUCUCUUGCUUAAAUCAUUGAUUUCCAUUAUUUUUUUCUUAUUUUCUCCUUAUUUGCCAAACACUUGUGACAAAUAUUUUACUAUUUUAACCAUAGAGUUAAAAUGCACUUAAAUCUCCUCUGUUGUUUCAAUGUCUGCUUCAGGGAGAAAACUCCAUUUUCCAAAAACAUGAUUAAAAUAAAUGCCUUAUA